This is a messenger RNA of Didymosphaeria variabile, 1554 nucleotides long. RefSeq lists its product as uncharacterized. Gene Ontology annotation, molecular function: succinyl-CoA:3-oxo-acid CoA-transferase activity. The transcript is spliced from 3 exons. Gene Ontology annotation, biological process: ketone body catabolic process. The record is from RefSeq and is a predicted model, not a curated record. The coding region runs from base 1 to 1554 and encodes 517 amino acids. Lineage: Eukaryota; Fungi; Ascomycota; Dothideomycetes; Pleosporales; Didymosphaeriaceae.
AUGCCGUCGCUAGCCCGUACUUACCGUACAGCUUCGCUCUUCUCGCGGAGUGCGACAAAGACAUACCUCAACGUCGCCCGCAGCUUCUCAACGACCUACCGCCGCAAUGAAAUCAACAAGAUAUACUCCUCUCCCGCUGCCGCAAUCGAGGGCAUGCAGUCCAACAGCACGCUCCUCUGCGGCGGCUUCGGCCUCUCAGGUGUCCCGGAUACGCUCAUCAAUCAAGUAAAAGACACACCGUCCAUCACCGGACUAACCGCCGUAUCGAACAACGCCGGUGUCGUGGGCUCAGGGCUCGGUCUGCUCCUCGAGAGCAAGCAGGUCAGCAAGAUGAUUGCAAGCUACGUAGGCGAGAACAAGGUGCUCGAGCAGAUGUAUCUCCACGGCGAACUCGAGCUCGAACUCACGCCCCAAGGCACGCUCGCGGAGCGCUGCCGCGCAGGCGGCGCCGGGAUCCCCGCUUUCUUCACGCCCGCGGCCUUCGGGACCGUCGUGCAGACCGGAGAGCUGGCAUUGAGGCAUAACCAAGACGGCUCGGUGGCGCAGUACUCCACGCCGCGCGACGUCAAGGUGUUCGGCGGGAAGUCAUACGUCAUGGAAGAAGCGAUCAAGGGGGACUACGCCUUCAUAAAGGCAUACAAGGCAGACCGACUGGGGAACCUGCAAUUCCGGUUCUCAGCGCAGAACUUCAACGGCGCGAUGGCGCGGAAUGCAAAGGUUACGAUUGUGGAGGCAGAGCACAUUGUUGAAUGCGGCGAGAUCGAGCCGCAUGCUGUUCACGUCCCGGGCAUCUACGUCGACCGCGUGAUACAGUCCACCGCGCAGAAGAACAUCGAGAAGGUGGUCAAUGCGAAAGACCCCAAGGAUGCGGUCAGCGCGCUGGGUGCAGGUGACGCCGCGAACAAGCGCGAGCGUAUCGUGCGCCGAGCAGCGAAGGAGUUCAAGAACGGCAUGUACGCCAACCUGGGUAUCGGCAUGCCGAUGCUUGCGCCGUCCUUCGUGGACCCCUCCAUCGAGCUGCAGCUUCAGUCUGAGAAUGGUAUCCUUGGUCUUGGGCCGUAUCCGCAGAAGGGCGCCGAGGAUCCGGAUCUGAUCAACGCGGGUAAGGAGACGGUCACCCUCCUUCCUGGUGCGUCGACGUUCGGCUCGGAAGAGUCAUUCGGUAUGAUCCGUGCUGGAAAGAUUGAUCUUACGAUUCUCGGUGCUAUGCAAGUCAGCGCGAGGGGCGACCUGGCCAACUGGAUGUUGCCGGGUAAGGUGAAGGGCUUCGGUGGAGCGAUGGACCUGGUCAGCAACCCGUCGGCGACGAAGGUUGUGGUGACGAUGGAGCACACGGACAAGAAGGGAAGGCCGAAGAUCUUGAAGCAGUGCGAGUUUCCGUUAACCGGGAAGGCGUGCGUGAGCAGGAUCAUCACUGACCUGUGUGUGUUCGACGUCGACUUCACAGAGGGUCUUACUCUGAUUGAGGUAGCGGACGGCGUUACUGUUGAUGAAGUACGGUCAAAGACUGGCGCUGACUUCAAGGUUGCCGACCCCGUGAAGCCUAUGUUGUAA